AUGUCUUCAGCUGACGCUCGAGUUGCAGAGGCAACCCGAAUAGCCGAGCAACACGAGUACAUAACAUCCGGCCUCGGCUUCCUGAUUCACCCGGUCAUCGAGCACCACAUCAAGGACUGCGAAGGGCCCAUAAGGAUAGCAGACGUUUCCGAAGGACUACAGUUCCCAUCGGACAAUGACUUCAGAUGGCCGAAGUGCCCGAUAGAGGUUACCAGAAUUUCAAUCCGAGAUGUGAUCAAGCCAGAUGGCCUCCACGAGUCCGCAGGGACAUUCCACGUUGUUGCCGUGAGGCUUGCCCACCUUUCUAUCGGCAAUACCCAUUGGAAUACUGCUAUACAUAAUCUGACCUCCCUCCUCCGUCCCGGAGGCUGGAUCCAAUGGACGGACUGGGAUCCUCGAACCGCAAGAAUAGCAGGCGUGAAGCCCGGUGCCGAGGACAAGGCUUUGCGAGACUUAUUGCAGCGGUACUCUGACUUUCUCAAGGAGAAGCAAGUCGGGACAACCUACAGAAUCUCUUCAUCGCUCACUGAUACUGGAUUGGGACAAGAAGACAGUGAUAUGUAUCCUCUUCCGCCUGACGUUGGAUUGACGAGGAAUAUUGCGCAUGGAGCAUUGAGGCAGUUGGAAACAGCUGAAAGCGUGGGCAGCGAAGAAGUUGAGAGAUUAAGGAAAGAAGUCGACGAUGAGAUUGAGGCUGGCGGUUCCCUCAUCUGGUAUGAUCUAUGGUGCCAUAUUGCUAGGAAGCCGAAGCGGUAA
Messenger RNA from Fulvia fulva, 756 nucleotides. RefSeq lists its product as uncharacterized. Lineage: Eukaryota; Fungi; Ascomycota; Dothideomycetes; Mycosphaerellales; Mycosphaerellaceae. Bases 1 to 756 code for a protein of 251 amino acids. The transcript has a single exon. The record is from RefSeq and is a predicted model, not a curated record.